AUGGCCUCCCAGAGCGUGCAAUGCUUCGGCAAGAAGAAGACCGCGACUGCUGUCGCCCACUGCAAGGCCGGAAAGGGUCUCGUCAAGGUUAACGGAAAGCCUCUUUCCCUCGUCCAGCCCGAGAUCUUGCGAUUCAAGGUCUACGAGCCCAUCCUCAUCCUCGGUGUUGACAAGUUCGCCGACGUCGACAUCCGCGUCCGCGUCUCCGGUGGUGGUCACACCUCGCAAGUCUACGCCAUCCGCCAAGCCAUCGCCAAAUCCAUCAUCGCCUACUACCAAAAGUACGUCGACGAGCACUCGAAGAACCAGCUCAAGCAGGCCCUGAUCCAGUACGACCGCACACUGCUCGUUGCCGACAACAGGCGGUGCGAGCCCAAGAAGUUCGGUGGUCCAGGUGCGCGCGCCAGGUACCAGAAGUCUUACCGUUAA
Alternaria novae-zelandiae is the source of this 429-nucleotide messenger RNA. RefSeq lists its product as uncharacterized. The record is from RefSeq and is a predicted model, not a curated record. Gene Ontology annotation, biological process: maturation of SSU-rRNA from tricistronic rRNA transcript (SSU-rRNA, 5.8S rRNA, LSU-rRNA); translation. Gene Ontology annotation, molecular function: RNA binding; structural constituent of ribosome. The transcript is spliced from 4 exons. The coding region runs from base 1 to 429 and encodes 142 amino acids. Gene Ontology annotation, cellular component: cytosolic small ribosomal subunit; ribosome. NCBI's taxonomy places the organism in Eukaryota, Fungi, Ascomycota, Dothideomycetes, Pleosporales, Pleosporaceae.